AUUUCAAAUGAGUAAGUAUAUUUAUUUAUACAACUCACAAUCCUAAUUAAUUAAAUCUUUUAAUCGCUGCGAGCUGAAAAUAUUGAAAAGCAUUGCAUUUAAUAUUUAAUUAUGCUCUACCCAAAUUACAAAUUCUAUUAAUAUGCUGCUUGUUAAAGACAAAUAUUUAUAAUCUUAAUGUUGCCAAUACCUGAAUUAUAUUAAUAAUUAAGAAGUAGAGCCAGAAUUGUAUUUUUAUUUUUACCUGUUAUUAAGUGGAUGAUUGUUAUUAAAUCACUAUCUAAUAAAAUGGAUCUGCUUGUUGUGAUCCCAGAAUAACUAAGAAAGAGUACAUAGUUAAUUCGUAAAUUAUUGGAAAUUCAGAAUUAAUAAAGUAUGUAAAAACCUGAUUAUUAUGCUUGUUUGCAAACAAAAACCAGCGUGUCUAAGUGUUUGAUGAAUUUGGUUUUCCAUCUAUUUGUAAUCUGAUCUGAAGAAUAUAAAUAUUGGUUGAAUUAUUAGAAGUUCCUUAAAAUUGUAUGUAAUUUAUAGUAGUGUAUAUAUUGAAAGUAU
Molecule: messenger RNA, 552 nt
Organism: Paramecium tetraurelia
Lineage: Eukaryota; Ciliophora; Oligohymenophorea; Peniculida; Parameciidae
Exons: 2
Source: RefSeq, a predicted model, not a curated record